UCUUUGUGUGAAUAUCCCUUCCAUUUCCUUUUCGAUGGGGCUGGAUAACACGUGAUCGCGUGAGUCACUUUUUUUUCGUAGAAACCAUGAGAAGGCACGAGUCUUAUUUUUCUCAUUUCUGGCAUCGCAUUGUCGGCCAUUGUCGUUACAGACGGUAUUAUUGUUACAUAUAUCGCUAUUUUGCAAAUAACGGUAAGCAAAGGACAUAUGCCUGCCAUUGGUGUCCAUACGAAAUCUGUACACGCAUUAUUCUAAUAUUAUUAUCUGGACAGAGUGUGGAAUAUCAGCGAAGCUCUUUAAAAGAACUUGAAAUCUAUCUCAAUCAAGAUAUUUAACAGAAAAUGAAUACUAUAAUGGAAGGAAAAGAGAAUUCUGACGAAAAACAAGUUGAGAAUGUCUUUACUGAGGAGUCUUCAGAAAAGCAGCAGGCUUUAUCAGUUUUACCUUCCUAUGUCAAGAGUUAUUCUACCACACGAAUUGAAUCAACUACAUUCGAGUAUUCAUGGAAAAUCGAUCAAUUUAAGCUUGUUUGCAAAAUUAUAGAUACAUUACGUUCUGCACCAUUUCCAGAAAACGGUAAAUACAUGAUUCAAAUGAAUAUUAUACGUAAAUCUGAAUCUCCAAAUGAAGUCAAACUUGUGAGUGGUAGUAAUACAUCAAAUAUAUACUGUAAUUCCUGUCGUACUAAUAGAUCAUUUUACUGUCAUUAUUGUCGUAAUUCCAACAAUUCCAAAUGUACUGAGGUGAAAUGGCCUGAAUCUCUAAGUAUGGUCCAAAUUUAUAUGCGUACUAAUACACCAUUUUCUGGUUCAUGUACUGUGAUGAAUCCACCUAACUCUGUACAAUCAAAAACAGUUUCGGGUCAUAUAGAGGAUAUGACAUUAUUAAUGGAAACUUCAGACUUUGAUUACAUUUACACCGAUACGUUUAAAAUACACUGCAAGUUUGAAAUUUUUCAUACAAUAACAAAUAAGGCUAUACAUAUGAAUGUACUACCCUCAACAGUAUAUUCAGAAGUCGUAAACUUUGAAGACUUAACACUUGAUCAGUUUGAACCUGAGAAUGGGGACUCAAUCACAUUUAUAAUAGAUAAAGAACAACAUGUUAUACCGAAAAAAUUGUUGUAUGCUACCAACAGUAACUACUUUAAGAAUAUCUGUCUUACAUAUAAGGAAGACAAAAAAGAAUUGACAAAUGAAUUAACGAGAAAUAAUGAGGUACAAGCUUUUAAAUACCUUUUGUCAUUUAUUACAAAUGGUUCAAUAAAACAAGUACAAGAUGAUUAUGACAUGCUUAAAAAGUUGUUAAUAACAGCCGAUAGAUAUGAUGUAUCAGCUUUAAAAUUAACGUGUGAACAUUAUUUAUUACGCUAUAUUACGAUUGAAAAUGUCGUGGAACUUAUAAAACUUGCAUCUUCGUCCAAUGCAAAAUUUUUAGAAUCGCACUCGUCAACUUUUUUUAAGUUAUAUAAAAAUGAUAUUACAAAUACUAAAAAAUUUCAAAAUUUAUCGUCAGAAGAUUCAUGUAAGAUAAUGGAAUUGAUUGAGAACAGUAAAAUAUGUGAGACUAGCACUCCACAGUUUUCUUUGACCCCCAACUGUGAGAAAUAUUAGUUUUACAUCCACUAAUAUUUGGCUCAUAUAAUAUUGCAGUCUUGGAUAAAUUAAGAGAAUUGAUAAAGAUAUUUUUCUUAUUUAAUUACCAAAACUAUGUUUUUUUUCUUUUUAUAAAUGUAUUAAUUUUGAAAUUUUUAUGUAUUUUUUUAUGCAAAUAAGUAUUAUACAAAUUAAAAGUACAAUUUAUGAUUUGAGCUUCUAUGAAUGAAACUUAUUAAUUAUA
Molecule: messenger RNA, 1839 nt
Organism: Wasmannia auropunctata (little fire ant)
Lineage: Eukaryota; Metazoa; Arthropoda; Insecta; Hymenoptera; Formicidae
Product: BTB/POZ and MATH domain-containing protein 5-like
Exons: 2
Coding region: 342-1613 (423 amino acids)
Biological process (GO): modulation of chemical synaptic transmission; circadian behavior; regulation of proteolysis
Cellular component (GO): cytoplasm
Molecular function (GO): ubiquitin protein ligase binding
Source: RefSeq, a predicted model, not a curated record